GAUGGUGCUAAAAGAAUUCCUUUGCGUCAGUCACCCCGAAAAUGGCGAGAAGUGUGUUACGGCUAACAUUUUUAUAAUUUCCACAUAAAAUCUGAGCGUUAUUUCAAGGCGAUAAUUAAUUGCUCAGUUACCAACGUCGUGUAAAUAGUUUGUGUGAAUUCCAGCUUAACAUAACACUCUACUGAUAUCAGCUGUGAAGCAGCUAACCUGUAGAACCAUGAAGGUUUGGGGAGCACACGGCGAGUUCUGCGCGCGACAUCAGUGGGAGGUGAUAGUGGCGACCCUGGCGCUGCUUGCCUGCGCCGCCAGCGUCGAGCGGAACGGCCCCGGGAACAGGUCGGAGCACUGCGCCGGCUGGGCCCGCGCCUGCCCCGGCCUCGAGGCCGAGUACCAGGCCGCAGACGCCGUCAUCAUGACUUUCGUCCGCUGCGCCGCCCUCCUCUACGCCUACUACCAAAUCUCAAACCUUCAGAAAAUCGCCUCGAAGUACUUACUCAUCAUCGCCGGAGUGUUCUCGACGUUCGCCAGUUUUAUUUUCACCUCUGCUGUCGCCAGUCUCUUUUGGAGCGAGUUGGCCAGUAUUAAGGAUGCACCGUUCUUGUUUCUGUUGGUCGCUGAUGUGGCGAGGGGCGCGAGGAUGGCGAAGGCCGGCUGGUCGGCUGGAGAGGACCAGGGGAAGAGGGUUGGACGAGCGCUCGCUCUGUUAGGCCCCACAGCAACUUUAGAUACACUCCUAGCAGUACUACUGGUUGGAGUGGGGGCCUUAUCGGGAGUACCACGUCUCGAGCAUAUGUGCACGUUCGCUUGUCUCGCUCUGCUUGUCGAUUACUUAGUCUUCGUGACCUUCUACCCGGCUUGCUUGUCGUUGGUCGCUGACUUUGCGUCUGGACGUAAGGAAAUGUCACCUGACAGUCCGUUUUCCGAAGCUGACUUGAAACCAAACCCAGUGGUUCAGCGAGUGAAGAUGAUCAUGGCUGCCGGCUUGCUCUGCGUGCACUUGACCAGCCGCUGGCCCUGGAGCGCUGACAAUGGCAUCAUCGAGGGUCCCACUGACACUCUAACACCAGCCCCGCAUGACAACAUCCUGUUACAUUCGUACGUCAAAUGGUUCUCGGUCUCCGCUGAUUACAUAGUCAUAGCAACCUUACUCUGCGCGUUGAUCAUAAAAUUCGUUUUCUUCGAAGAGCAGAGGAACUGGGUGAUCGAUAUGAACGACAUGACGGUCAAGGAAGUGGUGCAAGAACAGCUGAGCCGUAAGCCAAAGUUUUCAGUAGGGGAUGACUCGAACUCUGAAGUAUCCACGCAGACCGAGGGCGUGUUAGAGGAUGAAUGGCCGACACUCUCUCCCAGCUCCUCUGCAUCUAAAUUAAACGCUAAGAAACGCCCGAUGGCGGAAUGUCUCGAAAUAUACAGAUCUGAAGGUGCGUGCACCUCGCUCAGUGAUGAAGAGGUGAUCAUGCUUGUGGAACAGUCUCAUAUACCGCUGCACAGGCUAGAGUCUGUGUUGGGAGACCCCCUCCGCGGCGUCAAGCUGCGCAGGAAGGUGGUCGGUGCGAGGUUCCAAACUGAACUAGCUAUCAAACAACUGCCUUACCUGAACUACGACUACACUAAAGUAUUAAACGCUUGCUGCGAGAACGUGAUUGGUUACGUCGGUGUGCCGGUCGGGUAUGCGGGGCCUCUGGUCAUCGAUGGGAAACCUUACAUGAUCCCCAUGGCGACUACUGAAGGAGCGCUCGUAGCGUCCACCAACAGAGGCGCUAAGGCCAUCGGGUCUCGUGGUGUCACCAGUGUGGUGGAAGACGUCGGCAUGACCCGCGCCCCCGCUAUCAAGCUGCCCAACGUAGUCCGCGCCCACGAAUGCCGACAGUGGAUCGAUAAUAAAGAUAACUACGCCUUAAUCAAGGAAGCCUUUGACUCCACUUCAAGAUUCGCGCGCCUCCAAGAGAUACACAUAGGAGUCGACGGCGCGUCCUUAUACCUCAGAUUCAGAGCGACCACCGGCGACGCUAUGGGCAUGAACAUGGUCUCCAAAGGCGCUGAAAAUGCUCUCAAACUUCUCAAGAACUACUUCCCAGACAUGGAAGUCAUCAGCUUAUCUGGUAACUACUGUUCAGACAAGAAAGCAGCCGCGAUCAACUGGGUGAAAGGCAGAGGUAAACGCGUUGUCUGUGAGACGACCAUCACCGGUGAUAAUCUAAGAACUAUCUUCAAAACUGACGCCAGAACUCUAGCUAGAUGUAACAAAAUUAAGAAUCUCUCUGGAUCUGCCCUCGCUGGGUCCAUCGGUGGGAAUAAUGCCCACGCAGCUAACAUGGUGACAGCUAUCUUCAUCGCUACAGGCCAAGACCCAGCGCAGAAUGUCACCAGCUCGAACUGCUCCACAAACAUGGAGGUCUGCGGAGAAAAUAACGAAGACCUGUACGUGACUUGUACGAUGCCAUCUUUGGAGGUCGGGACUGUGGGCGGAGGGACCAUACUGACGGGUCAAGGCGCCUGUCUCGAGAUCCUGGGCGUGAAGGGCGCGGGUGUCAGACCGGCAGAGAACUCUGCAAGGCUCGCCUCGCUCAUCUGUGCAACCGUCUUGGCUGGGGAACUCAGUCUCAUGGCCGCUCUCGUAAACUCUGACCUCGUCAAAUCCCACAUGAGGCACAACAGAUCCACCGUCAACGUACAGGACAACAUCACUCUGAAAGUGCCCACCUUAUAACACAUGUUUGGUGCAGUUCCAACAUGGCUGGUCUGCGCGGCUCGUCUCGUACGAACCGCUUGCCUUAGAAAACUAAUCUUCAGUUAUGGUCCAAAUGGCUAAGGGCUGGUAGCGUAGGAUUUCACAGGAAACAUUCUCAGCCCGAAAACCCAGUGAAAAUUGAUCGGGAUUUAUCAUUAUUUUAGGUUAACAGAAGAGUUUCUGGGCGUAUUAUUACGGAAUAUGUGUGUAUUGAAUAAUAUUCGCGACAAUAUUAUUGUUAUAAAGAUAGGUGCUUAGUGUAUGGCGAGGCGUGAAAAUAAUAUAACUAUAGUUGAUCAAUAAAUUAACUUUGAAUGUU
Molecule: messenger RNA, 3050 nt
Organism: Trichoplusia ni (cabbage looper)
Lineage: Eukaryota; Metazoa; Arthropoda; Insecta; Lepidoptera; Noctuidae
Product: 3-hydroxy-3-methylglutaryl-coenzyme A reductase-like
Biological process (GO): isoprenoid biosynthetic process; coenzyme A metabolic process; sterol biosynthetic process
Cellular component (GO): endoplasmic reticulum membrane; peroxisomal membrane
Molecular function (GO): protein binding; hydroxymethylglutaryl-CoA reductase (NADPH) activity
Source: RefSeq, a predicted model, not a curated record